Molecule: messenger RNA, 2766 nt
Organism: Drosophila guanche
Lineage: Eukaryota; Metazoa; Arthropoda; Insecta; Diptera; Drosophilidae
Gene: NfI
Product: nuclear factor 1 A-type
Exons: 9
Coding region: 228-2618 (796 amino acids)
Biological process (GO): regulation of transcription by RNA polymerase II
Cellular component (GO): nucleus
Molecular function (GO): RNA polymerase II cis-regulatory region sequence-specific DNA binding; DNA-binding transcription factor activity, RNA polymerase II-specific
Source: RefSeq, a predicted model, not a curated record
CAUUGGAGAAUCCAUUUUUAGAACGAUUCCGUUUCUUUUCUAAGUAAGAGGCACUAGGCUCUCCCAAAACCUAUGUAUUUGUUUGUUAGUUGGAUACCACAACAGAUUGGAGCAGUAGAAUACGGAUUCACCCACUGGAUUGCCACUUUUAAAUUUAGUCUGAAGAUACAUAUGGACAAUGGACUCCAAACAAUAAAAAAUUCGAUGAACAAAAGACUGCUUAAGGUAUGUUCAUACCAGAUACUUUAAGAAGCUGUAUGAUCGAGACGGACGUUUCUUCUUAUUUGCAAACAUCGUCGACAGGACAGGAUGAAUUUCACCCCUUUAUUGAAGCGCUUUUACCGUAUGUCAAAUCAUUUUCAUACUCUUGGUUUAACUUACAAGCCGCCAAACGAAAAUAUUAUAAAAAACACGAAAAACGAAUGUCAUUAGAAGAGGAAAGACAUUGCAAGGACGAACUACAGAAUGAGAAGACGGAAGUCAAACAAAAAUGGGCUUCCCGCCUGCUUGGAAAACUUAGAAAAGAUAUAACACAAGAGAGUCGGGAGGAUUUCGUGCAAUCAAUAAUCGGCAAACGUAAAUCAAUUUGUGUUCUAUCAAAUCCAGAUCAAAAAGGCAAAAUGCGACGCAUAGACUGUUUACGUCAAGCUGAUAAAGUUUGGCGACUUGACUUGGUCAUGGUUAUUCUUUUUAAAGCAAUUCCCCUGGAAAGCACAGAUGGGGAGCGCUUAGAAAAGAAUCCCGAAUGUUUGCAUCCAGGACUUUGUGUCAAUCCGUACCACAUUAAUGUCUCUGUCAGGGAGUUGGAUUUAUAUUUGGCUAACUUCAUAAAUACUCAUAAUUCGGUCAAUCAGGCAUUGUCUACAGGACAGUCAGUGGAUUCCAGGUCUCCAAAUGUGACACAGUAUACUCGCAAUAAUAUUCCUUUGGAGAACAAAGAAGUUGGCGUUGAAAUGAAAAAUGAAGGCGUGAGACAUAAUCCUUAUAAUGGAGUUGUGUGUAAUGAUAUUAUUUUAGCGACUGGUGUUUUCUCAUCACAGGAACUCUGGAAAUUGUCGAAAGAUUCAAUAUUGGAUGAAAUCAGUGACAAUAAUCUCCACUCAAACCUUAUUAAAAGGGAAAACGUGGGAGCUGCCUAUGAUUGCAACACAUAUCAUAUUAACUCAGAAUCUUCAAUGCCUGGCCCCCAGAGCUUAGUUCAAGCUGCGGCAAUUGUAGCUAAUCCAGUUCCUGGUGGUUAUAGUAUUGACUUUGUAGAUCAGAGGAGCUUGCAGUUAUCACAAAGUCCGUUACUAAACGCAGAAGUGCCUAAUGACGCGUCCACUGAUGUUAGUAAGGUCGAUCAAAGGAACUCGCCUCCGGUUGUUUCUCGGCCAUCUACUUCAGUUGAAAACUGCACCAGCAGCUUUUCGGUAAUCCUUCGAGCAACAGAAAGUAAUAGCUCAAAUGGAGAGCCAACAGCCAAUUCAGACUCGGCCAUCUCGCUGCACCGCUACACGUCGCUUAACAGUAGACCAACACAGCAAUUCCGAGCUCCAGAAGGUAUUUCACACCCGAAUUGCUCUUCAUUGCUGUCGACUUCUAUCAGCCCAGUCAAUACACUGUAUUACCCCCCCCAUGGCACUGUAAGGUCUUCUACAAUAGUUGACGAAGACCAGUGUCACCGCGUUGUUGCUGACAAAUAUUCUACAGAAUCCCAUGACAUUUCUGACUUUGUCACAUACGUUUGUCAAGAUGCUGGUCACUCAACAACAAUAUCGACAGGAACUAUUGAUCAUGCGUUUCAGCAUGCCCAUCCACAUACGCACGUCUCUCAUAGCCACCCCUCGCAUUUUCAAAUUCAUCAACAGCUAAGGAAUUCGAAAUUGGCUUCUUCGCCAGCUGCUCAUUAUCAUAGUACAAUGCUGCCUCCGAUGCUGCCACCGAUGGCACGACCAGUGGCAAUAAUACGGACUAGCGGAGACUUGUCAAUGGUUCACUCACCCCCUUCUCCAUCGGGUUCGACAAACGAUUCUCCGAAUACACAUAAUAAUAGCCUAGGCGUAGCAAAAAUAGGCUUGGCGCCAGAAAAUAGUACAAAUACAAACACCAUGGAAGGCAACAACAGUCCAAUUAAUACAGAUUCCAGCUCACAUAGCGUUCACUGUACAACUCUAGUGACAUCCAUUUCGCCGCAACCACAACCCCAACCACCCCAACCGCAACCUCAGGCACCCUUAUCGACAAACGCCUAUCUGGAAAAUGGACGAUGUAAGCUUUCACCAGCAGCUACCAGCUCCUUGAGUCGUAUAACCACCCAAAUGUAUCCAUCAUCCAAUGGCAGGGAAUACUUUAACCACUUUCAUUCGCAAUCUUCAUCGCUGCUAGGAUACGCUGGUUCUAUUUCCUCAAUGUCUGGUGUAAUAAGUCCGACCAACUUGAGCCUUUACUCAGCUCCAACUAUGGCUGUAACUCGCUCUAGUGCCCGGUCUCGAUGGAACGAUGAUGAACUAAAUUUAAUUCCACACUCUGUAUCUAGUACAAAUAUAGAAAAUACACAAGUUAUAUUAAUGGAAGACUCUUCAACUCGUUAUAUCGAUGAAUACUCAGCUAACUCAAAUCGUGACUAUGGGUCAUGAUCUAAUGCCAAAAUGUCAUAAAUUGGACGGACACUCGUGAGGCUUGGGCAUGCCAAUUUAUUGACUAUUAUAUAAAUAUAAGUACCUUAUAAAUAUCUUCAUAAAGACACUGAUACACACAAACACAAAAUAUAAAUCUUUAAACCAA